This is a messenger RNA of Cynocephalus volans (Philippine flying lemur), 3903 nucleotides long. It is a transcript of the gene INPP5D, whose product is annotated as inositol polyphosphate-5-phosphatase D. Gene Ontology annotation, molecular function: phosphatase activity. Lineage: Eukaryota; Metazoa; Chordata; Mammalia; Dermoptera; Cynocephalidae. The transcript has 27 exons. Gene Ontology annotation, cellular component: cytosol. Bases 1 to 3903 code for a protein of 1300 amino acids. The record is from RefSeq and is a predicted model, not a curated record. Gene Ontology annotation, biological process: positive regulation of B cell differentiation; negative regulation of neutrophil differentiation; negative regulation of signal transduction.
AUGGUCCCCUGCUGGAACCACGGCAACAUCACCCGCUCCAAGGCCGAGGAGCUGCUCUCCAGGACGGGCAAGGACGGGAGCUUCCUCGUGCGCGCCAGCGAGUCCAUCUCCCGGGCGUACGCGCUGUGCGUGCUGUAUCGGAAUUGUGUUUACACUUACAGAAUUCUGCCCAAUGAAGAUGAUAAAUUCACUGUUCAGGCAUCAGAAGGUGUUCCCAUGAGAUUCUUCACUAAGCUGGACCAGCUCAUCGAGUUUUACAAGAAGGAAAACAUGGGGCUGGUGACCCAUCUGCAAUACCCUGUGCCACUGGAGGAGGAAGACGCAGGCGAUGACCCCGAGGAGGACACGGAAAGUGUCCUGUCUCCACCUGAGCUGCCACCGAGAAACGUCCCUGUAUCUACAGGGCCCUGUGAGGCCAAGGAGGUUCCUCCUCCAAUCGAGAAUCCCCGAGUGGCCGAGGUCAGCCGGCCGAGCCUGUCUGAGACCCUGUUUCAGCGACUGCACAGCAUGGACACCAGCGGGCUUCCAGAAGAGCAUCUUAAAGCCAUCCAAGAUUACUUAAGCACUCAGCUCACUCUGGACUCUGAAUUUGUGAAGUCAGGCUCCAGCAGUCUUCCUCACCUGAAGAAACUGACCGCACUGCUCUGCAAGGAGCUCCAUGGCGAAGUCGUUCGGACCCUCCCAUCCCUGGAGGCCCUGCAGAAGUUGUUUGACCAGCAGCUGUCCCCUGGCCUCCGUCCACGUCCUCAGGCGCCUGGUGAACCCAAUCCCAUCAACAUGGUGUCCAAGCUCAGCCAGCUGACGAGCCUGCUGUCCUCUAUUGAAGAUAAGGUCAAGGCCCUGCUGCAUGAGGGUCCCGAGUCCCCCCACCGGCGUUCCCUCAUCCCUCCAGUCACCUUUGAGGUGAAGGCAGAGUCCCUGGGGAUUCCUCAGAAAAUGCAGCUCAAAGUCGAUGUCGAGUCUGGGAAACUAAUCAUUAAGAAGUCCAAGGAUGGUUCUGAGGACAAGUUCUACAGCCACAAGAAAAUCUUGCAGCUCAUCAAGUCACAGAAGUUUCCUAACAAGUUGGUGAUUUUGGUGGAAACAGAGAAGGAGAAAAUACUGCGGAAGGAAUAUGUUUUUGCCGACUCCAAAAAGAGAGAAGGCUUCUGCCAGCUCCUGCAGCAGAUGAAGAACAAGCACUCGGAGCAGCCAGAACCCGACAUGAUCACCAUCUUCAUCGGCACCUGGAACAUGGGUAACGCCCCCCCUCCCAAGAAGAUCACGUCCUGGUUUCUCUCCAAGGGGCAGGGUAAGACACGGGACGACUCUGCCGACUACAUCCCACAUGACAUCUAUGUGAUCGGCACCCAGGAGGACCCCCUGGGAGAGAAGGAGUGGCUGGAGAUGCUCAAGCACUCCCUGCAAGAAAUCACCAGCAUGACUUUUAAAACAGUUGCCAUCCACACGCUCUGGAACAUCCGCAUCGUGGUGCUGGCCAAGCCGGAGCACGAGAACCGCAUCAGCCACGUCUGCACAGACAAUGUGAAGACGGGCAUCGCGAACACGCUGGGGAACAAGGGAGCUGUGGGGGUGUCAUUCAUGUUCAAUGGAACCUCCUUGGGAUUUGUUAACAGCCACCUGACUUCAGGAAGUGAAAAGAAACUCAGGCGAAACCAAAACUAUAUGAACAUUCUCCGGUUCCUGGCCCUGGGAGACAGGAAACUGAGUCCCUUUAAUGUCACUCACCGCUUCACCCACCUCUUCUGGCUUGGAGAUCUCAACUACCGCGUGGAGCUGCCCACCUGGGAGGCAGAAACCAUUAUCCAGAAAAUCAAGCAGCAACAAUACGCAGACCUCCUAUGCCACGACCAGCUGCUCAUGGAGAGGAAAGAGCAGAAGGUCUUCUUGCACUUUGAGGAGGAGGAAAUCACAUUUGCACCGACCUACCGUUUUGAAAGACUGACUCGGGAUAAAUACGCCUACACUAAGCAGAAAGCAACAGGGAUGAAGUACAACUUGCCCUCCUGGUGCGACCGAGUCCUCUGGAAGUCUUACCCCAUGGUGCACGUGGUGUGUCAGUCCUACGGCAGUACCAGUGACAUCAUGACGAGUGACCACAGCCCUGUCUUUGCCACGUUUGAGGCAGGAGUCACCUCCCAGUUUGUCUCCAAGAAUGGCCCUGGGACUACCGACAGCCAAGGGCAGAUCGAGUUUCUCAGGUGCUACGCCACACUGAAGACCAAGUCUCAGACCAAAUUCUACCUGGAGUUCCACUCGAGCUGCUUAGAGAGCUUUGUCAAGAGUCAGGAAGGAGAAAAUGAGGAAGGAAGCGAUGGAGAGCUGGUGGUGAAGUUUGGCGAGACCCUUCCGAAGCUGAAGCCCAUUAUCUCUGACCCUGAGUACUUGUUGGACCAGCACAUCCUAAUUAGCAUUAAGUCCUCUGACAGUGACGAAUCCUACGGCGAGGGCUGCAUUGCUCUCCGGUUGGAGGCCACGGAAACUCAGCUGCCCACCUACACGCCUCUCACCCACCACGGAGAGAUGACGGGCCACUUCCGGGGAGAGAUUAAGCUGCAGACCUCCCAAGGCAAGACGAGGGAAAAGCUCUAUGACUUUGUGAAGACUGAGCGGGAUGAGUCCAGCGGGCUGAAGUCCCUGAAGAGCCUCACCAGCCACGACUCCAUGAAGCAGUGGGAACCAGCCAGCAGGGCCCCUCCCUGCAGUGGCUCCGGCAUCACUGAAAUCAUCAACCCCAACUACAUGGGGGUGGGGCCCUUUGGGCAGCCGAUGCCCCUGCAUGUGAAGCAGACCCUGUCCCCUGACCAGCAGCCCACAGCCUGGAGCUAUGACCAGCCACCGAAGGACUCCUCCCUGGGGCCUGGAAGGGGAGAGGGUCCCCCCACACCUCCCUCGCAGCCACCCAUAUCACCGAAGAAGUUCUCAUCCUUGACAGCAAACUGGGGUCCCUGCCCUAGAACACAGGAGUCAAGGCCUGGUGACCUGGGGAAGAACACAGCCGAAGCUCUGCCUCUGGAGGACCUGCAGCUGACCAAACCAGAGAUGUUUGAGAACCCACUGUAUGGGUCCGUGAGUUCCUUCCCUAAGCCGGUGCCCAGGAAGGAGCAGGAAUCCCCCAAAAUGCUGCGGAAGGAGCCCCCACCCUGCCCGGAUCUAGGGACGGUGUCACCCAGCAUCUUGCUCACCAAAGCCCAGGAGGCUGAGAGCAAGGGGACAGGAAAGCAGGCCCUCACACCCUUCCUCAGCCCCACACCCCGGCUCCGCUCCUUCACCUGCUCAUCCUCCCCCGAGGGCAGGCUGGCCAGUGGGGACAAGAGCCAAGGGAAGCCCAAGGCCCCGGCCAGCUCCCAAGCCCCAGUGCCAGCUAAGAGGCCCAUCAAGCCUUCGAGGUCGGAAAUGACCCAGCAGACAACACCUGUCCCAACACCGCGGCCACCCCUGCCUGUCAAGAGCCCUGCAGUCCUGCACCUGCAGCACUCCAAGAGCCGCGACUACCGUGACAACACCGAGCUCCCCCACCACGGCAAGCACCGACCAGAAGAGGGACCACUUGGCAGGACCACCAUGCAGGCUGGGCCUCCUGCGCGGUUAGGAUGCCUCCCAGCGGUCGCCUCUCUGCUCCACGACGCUUCCGACCUCGGAGCAGACACCACUAACAAGCGUCCCAAGCGAGCGCCCCAGCGGUCGCGUGCGUGCGCACGGCGCAAGGCGUGGGGUGAGGAGGCGGGCCUUCCGGCCCACGCCAAAGCCAUUUCCGGCAGGAGCCGGAAGACCGGCCCAGAUGGCCUCGAGGGCGGGCAGUGCGUGGAGGUGAGCUCUGGGGCUGCCGGCCUUUCCGCGCCCCCUGGUCGCCUCAUGCUGCGGGCCGCGGCUGCCAGCCUCUGUUCCGAUUGGCGGCCCUGA